CAAAGCGAUAUGAAAGGUGUAAUUUGGUCCGGAAGACUCGCCUGUAUAACCUUAAUGACUAUAUUUGUUAUAGGUUUAACUGAGUCACGAACGUUAUCAGAAGACAAUUUUUACCCUGGAUCACAUGCUAAACGUAACUCAUGGUGGAGCAAGAAGUCAUUUGGUGACGAUGUUGUGAAAUUAAGUGGAAACAGAAUUUCUGAAGAUGGUUGUAACUGUGAGACUUCUCUAAGAAUUCACAAAUGCUAUGCUACACACUGCGUGACGGGCUUCCUCCACUGUUUACGUAAUGCAGUCAGUGAACAACACUACUCUAUAUGCCACGAGGAACAUAACCUGUGUCUGUCUAAAUGUUACAGGCUGGAGGAAGACAACUUCUGAUUGUCCAGUUCCUGACUGGACAAAAUUUCUCAUUUCUCUUGACAUUAAUAUUGUAAUAUUGCUAUGAAUGUUAUGAUUUGAAAAAUAAACUGCAU
Molecule: messenger RNA, 476 nt
Organism: Saccostrea cuccullata (small rock oyster)
Lineage: Eukaryota; Metazoa; Mollusca; Bivalvia; Ostreida; Ostreidae
Exons: 5
Coding region: 10-381 (123 amino acids)
Source: RefSeq, a predicted model, not a curated record